GUUCUUGUUGUUGUUGAUGUUUGCGGUUGUUUUUGUUGUCGAUCGGCAAAGUGCUCGUUCCAAUAUGUAAUCUUGUGGGUGAACAGUGCAGGUGACAGCUGAUUUUUCACAACACGACGUAUCGUAACGCUGUUCGAUCCUGCAGUGACAUAAUGUAACAUAAUAACGACCGAUAUUUAAACGCGGUUCCCGCUGAUUGUGUGAAAACGGAUCAGCGUUCAGCGUUGUGUUAAAUUUUAAACGGCGUCCGAUGCAGCAGUGAGGACGGAUCGUGCCCGCAUAUAUGGAAGAGAGGCAAAAAAAUCAGAAAGAAUAAGACGAGGUGUGAAGGCGACAAGGAAGGGGAAACGGUGGCUUCGCGACGCUCCGUGCCGACGACGAAGAGGAAAGAUGUCCAGCGCCGCGGAGAGUCCUGACGAGAUGGGCCUCCAGUCCCACUACUCGUUGAGGUGGAACAAUCAUCAGGCGCACAUCCUGCAGGCAUUCGAGGCCCUCCUUCACGCGGAAACGCUCGUCGACGUCACCUUGGUCUGCGCGGAGACGAGCCUCAGGGCCCACAAAGUCGUCCUCAGCGCGUGCAGCCCGUUCUUUGAGCGGAUAUUCGCGGAGCACCCCUGCAAGCACCCGGUUAUAGUCCUGAAGGAUUUCCCCGGGCGAGAAGUGGCCGCGCUUGUGGAUUUCAUGUACCGUGGCGAGGUCCGCGUCGGCCGUGAGGAGCUUCCGGGCCUCAUGCGAGCCGCCGAGAGUCUUCAAGUGCGGGGCUUGGCGUCGUCCGAACCGCGACUCGCGAGCCCGCCCGAAACACCGACGACGGACCUCCUCCUCGGCGAGCCAUCGACGCCGGAAGGCGCCCAAGGAACACCGGAGGACGACGACAACGCGUCGGAGAGUCCGGCGCCACCCCGAGACCUCUACCACCACCGGGACCACCGAGAGAACAGAUUGCCGCACAUGGGCCACCUCAGCUUCUCCCUUAGAGAGCUGAGGGACUCUUGCGGCUCGCCGCUGAUGCCGCGGAGGAAGCAAGCUCGCCCGAGAAGAAGAUCGGGGGAGCUCCUUCCCCAGGAUCUUAGCCGCCCCCAUACGAACCCGACACCGAGUCCGCCCCCGGCCGGCGGCCUGAACCUUAGCAGUCAGCAGCAGCCCGCGGGACUGCAGCAGAGCCAGAACAACCAACAGCAACAGCAACAGCAGCAACAACAGCAAGAAGACAUGGCCGAGAACCUAUCGAUGAAGAGGUCGACGUCACCCGCCCCCGGCGAUCACGUGAUAAAGACGGAAAGCGAGACGGCGAGCAGUCCCCGCGGCUCUCCUCUCACCGGUACCAGUCUUCACCCCGACGGAUCCCUCCAGGAUUUUCCGGCGGGCAGCCUCCCCGGGAUGUCGGGGCUUUCGCUCACACCGCCGCAUCACCACAGCGAGUACCUGACUAGCCUGGGCCAGCUCGCGGCUCAGUGGCUGCCCAGUCAUCCGCAGAACCAGCUACCCCACCACCCCCGAGAGGGAAGUCCUCACAGCAGAUCGCAUCCCUUUCAGCAGCAGGAUUCGCCGCUGACGUCGAGGCGGUCCGUCGCCGUUUUCCCGAUGGACGGUGCGGGGCCUCUGGGGGGUGCCGGGAGCCUCUUUCCCCCCGGAAGCGGACUGGACCGGGGCUCGUUGCUGGCCGAUCUUCACGACAGCUUCAAACCGGAAACGCUUCACGGUUUGUUCGGGGGCGCGAGCCUGGGACACCACCCGGUGAAGAAGUCGAAGAAGCACCGAGGCGACGGCGAAGGUCCGAGGCGGUGGAGCGACCACGGACGACUUCCGGUCGGGCGGCCAAAGGGCCAGCACAGCGCGCCUCGCGGCGGCCCUCCGAGGUCAUGGACGAACGCGGAGUUGACCGAGGCGCUGCAGCACGUCUGGAACAAGAAGAUGACCACCUCGCAGGCCAGCCGGAUAUUCGGCAUCCCGUACAACAGCCUGCUGAUGUACGUCAGGGGGAAGUACGGGAAGAGCCUCAAGCUCGAACAGCUGAGGAGGGACUGCACGGGGUCGACGACCGGCGAGGUGAUGAACUCCCUGAACAACAACGUCAAGGCGGCCCAGCCGCCCUCGCAGAUGCCCCACGCCCUGGCGGGCCUCCCGCACCCGGGCGACGAGGCGGCCUUCUCGCAUCCCCUUCUCGGCGGCAAUCUUCCCCAGGGCUUCUUCCCCGACUUCGGGGCGGCUUUUCCGGUCCCAGUAAGCAUGGUCCAUCUACUGCCCCCCAGCGAACAGAAGGCCUACGAACCCCCGCCACCGAGCGCCGGGGGCGGCAGCAGCGACGCGAACCCCCGGAGCAGGAGCCCCUCACCAGUCGCCCACGACUCCUUGGUGCAAUCGACGCAGCCACCCACUGCCCUGCUUCAGCAGAACGGAUCCGACUAGGAACGGAACGGGAACAGGAAUGGAGCGACGCUACGCUUCGAAAGGGUCCUCGGAGUUCGACGGGGGAGCGGUAGGAGUAGCCAGUUGAUAUAAACGAGACUUUGACGCUGCACGUAUGUAGAAAACAAGAGUUGUAUGCAUAUAUACAUAUACAUAUAUAAUACAAUCUAUGUGUGUGUGUGUAUAUAUAUAUAUAUACACACAUAUAUAUAUAUACAUAUAGGAUAUUGUGAACAUGUUAAAAACAAGACAAAAAAAGAAACGGAAACACUCGCCCAUCAUUGUAAUAACAGAAUGCUCUUCACACAAAGACUGACCCCCUACCCCCCCACCCCCUCAUCAACGAGUGGUGGUUCAAACUGCGAUAAUGCGGUGCUUACUUCCCUCUUUGAAACGACGCAAGUUUCUCACUAUACAAAGCUGUAAUAUUACUUACUUACUUACUUACAUACUUACUUACUUACUUACAUUUACAAUACGCGUAUAAUAUGCAUUACUACUCGCAAGACCACAUCUCGCUGUGUUAUUCUUCGGCUUUAAUAUCGACGAUCAUUCUAUAGUGUUUUACUUACUUUUCCCGUAUGCAUGUAUAUACACUGUGUAUGUAUUAUCAUGCGAGAUCAGUAAGUCAAUUCCAAAGGACGAAAGUCAUCCAGUGUCGCGUUGAUAUUUCUCUUAAGGUUAUUAAACAAUUCCCGGCUAUAAAUGCGCUCGUCGCCAUUGCGUGCGUUAAAAUCUCUUUACUGCAAAUUUAACAUCUUCAACUAUUCAAUUAUAUACUCAAAUUAUUGAUGUACCUUAAUUGGUUAGAUUGACAUAAACGCGAACUGGUUAUUCGUCCGAUGAUCGCAGUUUCACAGCACCACUAUGAACAGUUCCUGCUACCUUGAGCGAUUAUACCAAAUAGUACUGUAUUAAAUUAUCGGUGAAACUAAAAGAAAGGGAAAAAAAUAUUCGAAACGGAGUGCGCCACGCUACCCUGAGACGGUAUCCGCGAAGCGCCAUCCAAGUUAAUUUCAAUUCACCAGUAACAGGUUUGUCAAAUCUACAAACAAGAUCACCAAGGAAAUACAAUUUUUUUCGCAUCGCAAUAUUCGUGAAAUUGCAGAUCAAAUUCGAAGCGUAUAUCUAACCCCAACAAUUUUUACAUAUCGCAUUAAACUUGAAACAAUCACGUCACUGUCCUCUGUCCUUGCUCGUGACUUCGAGUUUGAUCCGCGAAUUCGUAUCACAAAAAGAAAAGAAAACACAAAACAGCAAGUAAUAAGAUAAUAAUAAUAAU
This is a messenger RNA of Diprion similis, 3691 nucleotides long. RefSeq names its product protein jim lovell (gene lov). Gene Ontology annotation, biological process: regulation of transcription by RNA polymerase II. The record is from RefSeq and is a predicted model, not a curated record. NCBI's taxonomy places the organism in Eukaryota, Metazoa, Arthropoda, Insecta, Hymenoptera, Diprionidae. Gene Ontology annotation, cellular component: nucleus. Gene Ontology annotation, molecular function: DNA binding; protein binding. The transcript has 3 exons. Bases 391 to 2409 code for a protein of 672 amino acids.